CACCCCCGGCCGCGCCGCGGCCUCCGCCCAGACCGGCUGCGAGCCCGAGGUGCCGCCGCCGCCGGGAUGUGACCUUCAGAGCCGCCUGCACAGGAUGACCGGAGCCACCGCCCCGCGGCGCCCGCGGCUUGCCACGGCCUCCCGGGCGCUCUGACCGCGCGCGCUCCCGGCCGCCUGCCAGUCUCCCGUCCCCGGUCCGCGUCCCUGGCCCUUGGCCCCGGUCCUCGCCAUGCAGCCGCCGCCCGGACCCGCCACCGCCCUGGGCACCGCGUUGCUGCUGCUCCUGCUGGCCUCGGAGUCCGCGCACACCGUGAUGCUGCGGGCGCGCGAGGCGGCUCAGUUCCUGCGGCCCAGGCAGCGCCGCGCCUACCAGGUCUUCGAGGAGGCCAAGCAGGGCCACCUGGAGAGGGAAUGUAUCGAGGAGCUGUGCAGCCAAGAGGAGGCCCGGGAGGUGUUCGAGAACGACCCCGAGACGGAAUAUUUUUAUCCAAGAUACUUAGAAUGUAUUAAUAAAUAUGGAUCUCCGUACACAAAAAACCCAGCUUUUGUUAAAUGCGUUCAAAACCUGCCUGACCAAUGCUCUCCAAACCCCUGCGAUAAGAAGGGAACCCAAGUCUGCCAAGACCUCAUGGGCAACUUCUACUGUCAGUGCAAAGCUGGCUGGGGGGGUCGGCUCUGUGACAAAGAUAUCAACGAAUGCAGCCAGCAGAAUGGAGGGUGCAACCAAAUAUGCUACAACAAGCCGGGCAGCUUCCACUGUGCCUGCUACAGUGGCUACUCACUCUCCCCGGACGGCAGGACCUGCCAAGACGUAGAUGAAUGUGCUGACGCAGACGCCUGUGGAGAGGCGCGCUGCAAGAACCUGCUGGGCUCCUACUCCUGCCUGUGUGAUGAGGGUUACGAGUUCAGAUCCCAAGAGAAGGCCUGCCGAGAUGUGGACGAGUGUGCAGAGCAACGUUGUGAGCAGGCCUGUGUCAACUCCCCAGGGACCUACACCUGCCACUGCAAUGGGCGUGGGGGCCUCAAGCUGUCCCAGGACAUGAACACCUGUGAGGACAUUUUGCCCUGUGUGCCUUUCAAUGUGGCCAAAAGCAUGAAGUCUUUGUACCUGGGCCGCAUGUUCAGAGGGACACCGGUGAUCAGGCUGCGCUUCAAAAGGCUGCAGCCCACGAGACUGGUGGCGGAGUUCGACUUCAGGACCUUUGACCCCGAAGGUAUCCUCUUCUUUGCUGGAGGCCAUCGAGACAGCACCUGGAUUGUCCUGGGUAUGCGGGGCGGCCGACUGGAGCUGCAGCUCCGCUACCAUGGCGUCGGCCGCGUCACCAGCAGCGGGCCCGUCAUCAACCAUGGCAUGUGGCAGACGAUCUCCAUUGAGGAGCUGGAGCAGAAUCUGGUCAUCAAGGUGAACAAGGAUGCUGUUAUGAAGAUUGCAGUGGCUGGGGACCUCUUUCAGCUGGACAAAGGACUGUACCAUCUGAACCUUACCGUGGGAGGCAUUCCUUUCAAGGAGAAAGACCUUGUCCAGCCUAUAAACCCCCGUCUCGAUGGCUGUAUGCGGAGCUGGAACUGGUUGAACGGUGAAAACACCGCCAUCCAAGAAACAGUGAAAGUGAACACGAAAAUGCAGUGCUUCUCUGUGACUGAGAAAGGGUCCUUCUUCCCUGGGAACGGAUUUGCUUUCUAUAGCCUAGAUUAUGCACGAACGUCUCCAGACUUCGGGACCGAAACAACCUGGGAAAUAGAGGUCGUGGCUCAGAUCCGCCCCGCCACCGACACGGGAGUGCUGUUUGCACUGGUGGGUGACAACCACACUGUUGCCCUCUCCCUGGCUCUGGUCGACUACCACUCCACCAAGAAGCUCAAAAAGCAGCUGGUCGUCUUGGCCGUGGAGAACGUCGCCCUGGCCCUGAUGGAGAUCAAGGUCUGUGAUGGCCAGGAGCAUGUGGUGACCAUCUCUGUGAAGAAGGGAGUGGCCACCCUGGCAGUCGAUGGCACCAAGGGACAGAGCGAAGUGAGCCCUGCAGAGCUGCAGGAGAGUCUGGCCAUCCUUGGGAGGCACCUGCAGGGUUCUGUGCUCACCUUCAUCGGGGGGCUGCCAGAUGUGCCGGUGACCUCAGCGCCAGUCACAGCCUUCUACCAUGGCUGCAUGACGCUGGAGGUCAACCAGAAGGCGCUGGACCUGGAUGAGGCCUCCUACAAGCACAGCGACAUCACAUCACACUCCUGCCCCCGGGUCGAGCAGGCCACCCCCUAGACUGACCACUGCUGCAGGAUGAGAAGCCACAAAGCACUCCUCAUGCUUUCUUUUCAAAACCAGGAAGGGAAGGCAUCAGUCACCCCAGCCCGCCUUACGUGAGCAGCUCCCCAAAACACUGAAUCCUUGCGAGCUGAGUUUCCUUUUGAGACCUUUUCUUUGCCUUGUAAUAUAUGUGUAAAUAGUUGAGAGGACUAAUGUUAAUGACCCAGAAGCGCACCCCCACACCCCAAAGCGUCCUGCGUGAAGCUGGGCUCCAAGGAGCCAACCGGAGGGUGGAGGCGGGAGGCCCGCGCCUGCCAGAGCGGACCCAGGAAAAUAAUUCUGUUAUUUUUAUUACCAAAUGCUUCUUUCUGACCUAAAAAUAUGGAAAAAUAAAAUAUUUACAGAAACCU
Molecule: messenger RNA, 2649 nt
Organism: Hipposideros armiger (great roundleaf bat)
Lineage: Eukaryota; Metazoa; Chordata; Mammalia; Chiroptera; Hipposideridae
Gene: GAS6
Product: growth arrest specific 6
Exons: 15
Coding region: 230-2254 (674 amino acids)
Cellular component (GO): extracellular region
Molecular function (GO): receptor ligand activity; calcium ion binding
Source: RefSeq, a predicted model, not a curated record